GGGGGAGAGCAGUUGUGGAGAGUGCAGAGGCAGUGUGCAGGUGUGAGUGCUGCUGGUGUGUGUGUCCAGCCCGUGCCCAGCCAGUGACCCAACAAGCCAUCCCUCACCCCAUCCAGGCCACGCUCCGUCACAGCCUGUCUCCACACUCCCUUGGCCCAUCCCUUCCCUUCAUCCUUUCCUGGGACUGCAGUUCAUCGCCCCAAGACAGAAUUUAUGGAAGUACUCUCUCUCCAUCCUGCUGCUUCAGUCCACAGAGGCAGAACGCUUGUGAGUGGGCAUGAAGUAAGGGCCGUUAGCAGCCCCCUGCACAGCCCCCACCGCUGGCUGCUGAGGUAGCAUUCAGUGCACUCACAGACUUUAGGAAAACUCUCCCCUGUGCCGCCCCCUGAAGAAGCCUCAUUGUCACCCGGUGGUCAAGAUGGUGCUGGCCGACGAAAACUGUCCGGAGAAGAGGAUGGAGGCUGGGGAGGACACCGAGCCCAUGGUGGCCAAGGAACCCAAGGCUGAGGUGGCCAAGGUGAAGGCCGAGGAGCUGGAGGUCAUCGUGGAGGACCCAACCAGCGCCACGCCGACCGUCAAGACCAAAGUUAGGAUUAAGGGUCGCAUUGAGGAGGGCGACGGGUUGUUUGAGGAGCGCUCCACCUCCUCAACCUCCGAUGAUGACCAGGGCGCCUCCCUCCUGCAGGCGAGUAACCUGCAGGAGGACUCUGAGAGCAGCCUGGCCAUCCUGAUGCAAGUGAUGGUGCCGUUCCUCGUGGCCGGCCUGGGCAUGGUGGGCGCCGGGCUGGUACUUGACUUGGUGCAGCACUGGGCAGUCUUCCAGGACGUUAGUGAGUUAUUUAUUAUGGUGCCGGCGCUGCUGGGGCUCAAGGGCAACCUGGAGAUGACCCUCGCCUCCCGUCUGUCCACCCACGCCAACCUGGGCCACCUGGACAAGAGGGAGAACUGCCUCUCGAUGAUUGUGGGGAACAUGGCGCUCAUCCAGUGUCAGGCCAUAGUGGUAGGUUUCCUGGCCUCCGUGGCGGCCGUGGUCAUGGGUUGGAUUCCCGAGGGCCACUUUGACCUCCUCCACGCGCUGCUGCUGUGUGCUGCGGCCCUGGUCACCGCCUCGCUGGCCUCCUUCAUCCUCAGUCUCAUCAUGGUGGGUGUUGUGAUCCUCUCCCGCAAGUGUAGGAUCAACCCCGACAAUGUUGCUACGCCCAUUGCCGCCUCGCUGGGGGACCUCACCACCCUGGGACUCCUGGCAUGGAUCGCCUCGGUGCUUUACAUUUCAAAGGGGACCGACGUGUGGCUCUCCCCCCUGGUGGUCGUUGGGUACCUGCUGUCCCUGCCGCUGUGGGUAUGGCUCGCCUCACGCAACAAACACACCAAAGAGGUCCUCUACUCAGGCUGGACUCCGGUGAUCUCGGCAAUGAUGAUCUCAAGUAUGGGCGGCCUGAUCCUGGACUUCACGGUGUCGAGCUACAAGGGCAUCGCAGUGUUCCAGCCGGUCAUCAACGGGGUGGGCGGCAACCUGGUGGCGGUGCAGGCCUCGCGCAUUUCUACCGCCCUCCACGCCGCCGCCCCGCUUGGAAAGUUGCCCAAGUUCUCCUCCGAGCUGUGCAUCAACCCGUGCUCGGCGUUCUGUGCUCGAGUUGGCCACCCACGCACCGCACGAGUCCUGUUGCUGCUGGUGGUUCCCGGUCACCUGGUCUUCAUGUACACCAUCUCCUACCUGAAGGCCGGACACACCUCCCUCACGCCCAUCUUUGUCGUCACCUACCUUCUGGCCGCCUUCCUGCAGGUGGCCAUCCUCCUCUAUGUGUCACACGUCAUGGUGCACUGGAUGUGGAAGACCUCCAUAGAUCCCGACAACUCCGCCAUUCCCUACCUUACUGCCCUCGGGGACCUGCUGGGGACGGGGCUCCUCGCAAUCGCAUUCCACUUCCUCUACAUAGUCGGGGAUGGGGACUCAGACCUCGGGGACUAACACAUCCGCCGGUGGUGGAUGUGUUCCGCAAAGGCCUGGCUGGACCUGUGCCUCCUGCGCCUGCUGUCAACCUGCCGCUGUGUGCAGCGCGUGCUGGGUGAAAGGGUGUUUGUUUGUGUGCUAUGUUGUGUCAGGUGCGCCGAAGUGAAUCUUCAAGGUGCUUGUUCUGUGGCUGGGAGUGGGUGCUUCUUAGGGUGGACCUGACUGGGCCGAGGGAUUGUGGGAGUGCGUGUGAAUGGGUCGUCGUACUGAUUCUCAGAAACUCUUCCUUACACCUGUUUCAGUGAUGAUAAAUAUAUUAUGAUGUAACAAUAGUGUGUGUGCCUGUUUACUGUUACCAGAGUUGUUAAGUUAUUCCCUGUGACUUAGACAAAGCUGUAACCUCCUUUGCUGCAUUGUGACAGCAGGUUGUGUGAGGUGUUCCCUGUGUGUGGGUGCGUCCCCUCGUGGCGGUGUGCACGGCGGGGCCCAGGCUCCAAGGCCGGGCUGAGUCACGAGGGGAGAGUGUGUGAGGCAAGGUGAAGGUUGUGACAUUUCACUGUGAAUGCAAGAACAUGACUGUGUCCUCAAGGAUGUCCACCUGUACCCUAACUGUAGUUGUGACCAGGGAGAGGACUAGCCUGUGCGUUGUGGUUUUGUACCAGUAGACUUAAGAAGAAAUGUACAGAGAGAGAGAGAGAGCAUCCUGACUGUCUCCUUGUUGAAGUGACUGUUCAGGUUGAGGAUGAUAAUAAUAGUCUGUGAUAGGAGAAAAGGAAUUGAGGAGAGGAAGGAAUGCAUAAGCCACUCUGGUGUCCUACAAAUACUGGCAACAAACAGACACCUUUGCCCCCAGGCCUGUGGCUGGGGUGAAGGGCUGCUUGACACUGUCACGUUGAUGUAGAGUACAACUAUAUUUAAAGCUUAUUUAUAAUAAAGAAUAUACUAAGUAAUGGAAUGUAAAUAUUACUGUGUGCAGAACAGAAUUACUUCCUCUUGCGGCUGGUGUAAGAUGAAGCAUAACAUAACAUACACAAAGUGUUAUGCUGCAAGUAUUGCUGUGCACCAGAACUUCCUAUUUUUGUAUAAGAAAACCAAAUCCAAAGAGGUGGAUGUCACAUCUUGCCAAGAUGGAGCAUGAAAAGUGUACUCACAGACAGUCAUCACACACAGCACAACUCUUUCCUUCCUGCCUGGGGCUAAAACACCUGGCACCCCCCCGGGCACUGCCACCUGAGGCAGAAGACCCCAACACCACAUUCCCAGCCCAGGAUGAAAGCUGGGCCAAGGAUGUGUACCUUUGAGGCACAAAUUAUCAUUACCUUCACACAGACUGAGUAUGAGUGGGGGUGUGGCUGCCAUGGGUUGCCUCACACACCAAGAACACAUUAGUCUUCCCUCUCACCAGGAAGGUCUUGCUUUGCAACAUGCAGACCAUCCUGAAGCAAGAUCUCUUCAUUCUUUGACAGUAUUUCAUGCCUUUAUAAGGAUCUUUUGUCCUAAAUGUGUAGCAAUGUGCAGUUCCUGUAAACCCUUUGUGGUGAGGAAGCCGACUCAUCUGUGACCCGUGAGUCCUGCAGCGUGAGAGGUCCUGUAGCCUGUAGCUGUGUGAGGCGCGUGUGGCAGCCGGUGUGUUGGGGUGCUUGAGGCCCUCUAGUGUGACAGACAUGAGAGUUUUGAACCUUUUUUUUUAUAUAUCAUGUUGUUGUACUUUAAUAGGGUGAAUCAUGUCAGAGGUGAACAAACAAAACAGAGACAAGAGACCAGAGUAAAGCUUGCAUGAGUAACAGAGAAAGUUGGUUACAUAUAUUCAGUAAAACAGUGAGGAAUAGAAAUCGCUCGUCUAUUAUCCAUGUCUAAGUGUCCAGAGAGCCCAGUAGGAUGCAUGAGUAUAUUGACAACUGGAGAACCAACACAUUAGUCCGUAGUUGUUGCUGUAAAUUACGAACGGCCUUGCUGGGAGAUUCAUUACGGAAGCGAGGGUUAAAACAGACUACCGUAUUUGUGUUGGUAGCCGUGUGGGAGCAAAAAAAGGUAUUGUUGUUAAUGUUGCUUUAAGUAUUGCCAGUCAGUCCAUCUACGCCUCAGAAACUACCACCUAUGACAUUCUUCUCGGUAAGAUGUCGGAAAGUCUUCAAGGUGGCUUUCACAUAUAUUUUUCGAGUUAUUAUUAUUAUUAUUAUUAUUAUUAUUAUUAUUAUUAUUGCGUUGUGGUCCCCGGUGUUGUGUUCCGUCGUGUUGUGUUUGUUUUUCUUACCCAGUUUUUAUCUUUGUUUUGCCGUUCAUCAAAUCUUAUGCCGCAGAUACAAUCACUUAUUAUUUAUUCGGAAAGAGAAACCGUAUGUGUAUGAAUGACAGAGGUACCGUGUAUUAUGUAUAUCGUAGACUAUAUAUAUAUUAUUUUCCAAUUUCAUUCAUGUAAAAGCUUCGUAAUGUGUGUUUUUUGUUAAUUCACAUGACGUAUACAUAUUCCAAAGUUAAUUUCCAGCCAGGUGAGACAAAUUUAUUAUACCUCAGAGGUGGACACGUUUGAAGGUAACAACAGGCGAGAACAUCGACCGAAUAGAAACAUUGUCAAGUGCCUUAGUCAAUCACCUGUCAAUCUCAUCCACUUGCAAACCUUACAUCUCUUUUUUUUUUUUCACUCUUCCUCAUGUCUCCUAUCUCUCCCCUCAUCGAUUUCAACUUUCCGUCUUUUUUUUCCCAUUUUCUCAAGUUAAUUUUCUCUUCCCAUGUUGAGUGCAAACUUCCCAUCUCUUCUUCUUCCUCUUCCGCCUAUCAUCUAUCUCUCCUUCCCCAAUGAUUCCAAGCUUUCUGUCUCUUUUCCAUUUUCUCCCAUCAUCUAUCUGUCUCCCUUCAUUGAUUGCAAACUUUCCAUCUCUUCUUCCUCUUCCGCCUAUCAUCUAUCUCUCCUUCCCCAAUGAUUGCAAGCUUUCUGUCUUCUUUUCCAUUUUCUCCCAUCAUCUAUCUCUCUCCCUUCAUUGAUUGCAAACUUUCCAUCUCUUCUUCCUCUUCCGCCUAUCAUCUAUCUCUCCCUCCCAUUGAUUGCAAGCUUUCUGUCUCUUCUUUUCCAUUUUCUCCCAUCAUCUAUCUCUCUCCCUUCAUUGAUUGCAAACUUUCCAUCUCUUCUUCCUCUUCCGCCUAUCAUCUAUCUCUUCUUCCCCAAUGAUUCCAAGCUUUCUGUCUUUUUUCCAUUUUCUCCCAUCAUCUAUCUGUCUCCCUUCAUUGAUUGCAAACUUUCCAUCUCUUCUUCCUCUUCCGCCUAUCAUCUAUCUCUCCUUCCCCAAUGAUUGCAAGCUUUCUGUCUUCUUUUCCAUUUCCUCCCAUCAUCUAUCUCUCUCCAUGUUGAUUGCAAACCUUCUGUCUCUUCUCUUCCUUUUCCUCCCAUUCUCUAUCUCUCUCCAUGUUGAUUGCAAACCUUCUGUCUCUUUUCUUCCUUUUCCUCCCAUUCUCUAUCUCUCUCCAUGUUGAUUGCAAACCUUCUGUCUCUUUUCUUCCUUUUCCUCCCAUUCUCUAUCUCUCCAUGUUGAUUGCAAACCUUAUGUCUCUCCUUUCCCACUUCAUGUCCUCUAUUGUUCUCUUUCCUCUUUAAUGUUAUUCACACUAAAUCUAUUUUUUCCUAAUUACUGGUCUUUCCAUCUCUUUUUUAUUCCUGUACCUUUUUUAACCAUUCUUUUUCAUUCAUUUGUCUGUUAUUCACUUUUGUCUAUCUGUCCCUUUUUGUUUUCCUAUUAACUUCUCUUUUUCCUUUUUUUUCUAUCCCUAUACCUUUUUUAGCCAUCCUGUUUUUGUCCAUCUCUCAUGUACACCAUAUUUAUCUGUUCCUCCUCCUAUUGUUUUGACAUUCCCUUACCCAUCUCUUUCUCACUCUCCUUCAUUAAUUUUUUCCUAUUUUCACAUUUCCAUCUUCCCAUCUUUAUCCCCCUUUCUUUUUCCAUUCCUAUCUCUUUCCAACCCUCUCUCUCAUCUUCUUUUACCUCCCCCAUUCCCAUCUUCAUUCCCCUUCCUUCUCCCAUUCCGUCUCCAUCCCCUUAUCGUGUUGUUGUCGUCGUCUCCAUCGUCAUCGUCAUUGAAAUGGUGUAGCGGAAGAUGAACGAAGUAUGUACAGAACUCUUUAAGAAUAAACGAUAAUGCCUUGUUCUUGCCCUUAA
Messenger RNA from Eriocheir sinensis (Chinese mitten crab), 6099 nucleotides. Its product is annotated as solute carrier family 41 member 1-like. The record is from RefSeq and is a predicted model, not a curated record. Gene Ontology annotation, molecular function: monoatomic cation transmembrane transporter activity. The coding region runs from base 419 to 1969 and encodes 516 amino acids. Lineage: Eukaryota; Metazoa; Arthropoda; Malacostraca; Decapoda; Varunidae. The transcript has 9 exons. Gene Ontology annotation, biological process: monoatomic cation transport. Gene Ontology annotation, cellular component: plasma membrane.